AUGGGUCCUACCUUAAAACAACAAUCAGCACACCAUACCCAUUCCGCAUGUAUUGAUGAGUCAUUACAGAAUUUACGUCAACUAUAUACGAAUAUUGCAUCGCUAAAUUUGCCAUCUCAAUGGGAUACCGUUGAUACUUCUCAUCUCCAUUGUCGAAUCGGUAAUUCACAACAAUUUGGUUUAACUGAUGAGUUAGCAUUCACACAUUUCUGGAAAGCAUUUGGUGAUAAUAUUAACGAAUACGACAAGCAGAUCCAAUUGGUGUUGUAUAGAGAAUCAUCAGCUAGCGCAUCUUCUCCACAGCAAAUACACGCUUUUGAAUCGACAUCAGCAAUACCAUCGGGAAAACAAUUUGUAAUUCAAUCCAUUGAUGAAACAUUCGAGUAUAUAUCUGAUUAUUUGGUAAAAGAAGUGAUAACGCAGGCAGACCUUUUUGUUACGCUGGAAGAUGUUGGUCCUAUUGAUUUUGAUUACUUUAUAUCUUUAGACUACAGAAAUUAA
Ambispora gerdemannii is the source of this 501-nucleotide messenger RNA. NCBI's taxonomy places the organism in Eukaryota, Fungi, Glomeromycota, Glomeromycetes, Archaeosporales, Ambisporaceae. The record is from the annotation of a GenBank genome assembly.